This is a messenger RNA of Plasmodium coatneyi, 2001 nucleotides long. RefSeq lists its product as uncharacterized. Bases 1 to 2001 code for a protein of 666 amino acids. Lineage: Eukaryota; Apicomplexa; Aconoidasida; Haemosporida; Plasmodiidae. Gene Ontology annotation, cellular component: nucleus. Gene Ontology annotation, molecular function: zinc ion binding. The record is from RefSeq and is a predicted model, not a curated record. The transcript has a single exon.
AUGAAUGGCCCUUUACCAGGCGAAGCAACUGGGGUAGACCCGCCAGAACCCCCAAAUGAGGAACUCAUAAAUGUGAGGAAAACGUUUCUUGGAGAAGAGGAAGAUGAAUACACAAAGAGCAGUCGUCGGUACUUACAUGACCAGGAGAACUACGUGAAUAGAAUAAAAACAUACAACGUAUGGGUAAAAAAACCUGCACAUCUAUCUGCACUCCUUUUGGCUAGGAACGGGUUCAUAUGUGAAAAUGAAACCACGGUAAAGUGCGAAAUGUGUGGAUGCAAAUUUGUGUAUGAAAAGGACACGUAUUCUAUGUACACAAAAAUAAAUGACCUAUGUUUGCUCCAUUUGAAAAAUUGCCCCUGGAAAGGGAAGUUAAUGGAUCUGCAGAUUCUCCACCUGGAUGGGGAGUCUUUAAAAAGGGACAACCUACUUAGGGAGUACCAAAAUGUUAUCACGUUCAUGCAAAAUGGUACACACGAUGUGCCAUAUAUUGACAUAAAAAAAACGAUUAGCGACUUUCUCCUAAUUGUUAAAAAGCACCUGAUGAAUGAGGACUCGAAGAAGAAGUUUCUGCUCUUCAGUUGUUAUGUAGAAUUAUUCAAGAGCCACUACGUGGAAAUAUUUAAGAGUCACAAAAAUCUGGUCGACCGAGGAAUGCAGCUUAUUCGAUCGAAUUACAAACAUUUGAAGAACCACCUUGUGGAUGAAGCCUUUUUGAACAACCUGACAUAUGACCCCCUAGACGUACACACGUACAUAAACAUCGUAGCAGAUGCGAAUGGCAGGACACAGAGAGUGAGCCACCCUAAUGAAGACCUCAACAUGUACUUCAAAAUUGUAAAGCAGCUGAAGAACUGCGAAUACGAGGAUAUCAAUAUUUACAAGCUCAUCGCGUUGUUGGGGUGGACAUAUAAAACGCCUCCUCAGGGGGAGGACUCAAAUGUCCCUUCGCAGAUCCUCUACUGUAGGUACUGCUUUAGGGAAGUUAAUUUGGCUGAGUAUUCUACCCUUUCGAGAAAGCACAACAAGUUGGAUUUGUUCAAGAUUAUCGAUGUACAGCCCUCGGGGGAGGUCCCCAACCCGUCGGUGGACGACGCUCGGGUCGCGCUGGAACGCCUCACCGGGUUGGCGGAUGGCUGGAUUGAAACGGACGAGGAGGAGGAGCAAGAGGAGGGUGAAGAAAGGGAUAGUGAAGUAAGAGUGGGUGCGGAAAAGGGCAGCGAAGAAAAGGAAGAAAUAGAAAAAGAGGUGAUAGAAAAGAAGCAGGAAGAAAUUAACGGCCUGGCAGAGGAUGGAGGAGAAAUGCCAGGGAAAGAAAAAAAGGAGGAAGAAAAUAACAGCGGUGAAAAGGAAGGUAACGAAAAUGUAAGCGACGACACGAAGGGCGAACCCAAUGAGGAAGGCGGCACAAAAGAUCUUCCCACCGAGGACGAAAGAGACGGCCAGGAGAACGCCGAGGAGCAGGAGGGGUUCUCCUUCAAGUGGAGCAUCAAGCAGUUCUUUCGCGCAAAAAAAAGCACCGAUGACGCCUCGCCAAGUGAAUGCCCCCUGACGAGCGUCAACCAGGACGGGUUAACCCCAAAUAAGAAAGGAAACGCACUGUGUGCAAAGAAAAGAAUAAAAAAAAAAGUGCAAUUGGAAAAUAUACUUAGUCGUGUAUUCCUGGAGGUAAGUAGCUACACAGAGGACGAAAAUUUAUUUAGCAAAACUGCGCAUGAUUGUUACGUAUUGAAGGGGGGUCCCCACUUGGCCCAUUUGGAUAAGGAGCGCACGGUAUCGGAGGACGAUACGGAUGGGGCCAACUGUACAAAUAAUACUGUGGGCUACGGGGACACGGUUAGCAGCACACAGAAGCGCACCAUUCGAGCGUUCAACUUGAUUGAGAACCAUCGGGCCUUCUGUCCAUACAUGACGGAAGACCUGUACUCGUUCUCCAAGAUAACGAGACUCCUCUUCGAGUUGGUCAUGUCGGAGUUUCAGCGGCGGUACGUUAUGAGGUAG